GAGAAACACCAAACUAUCUCAUAAAGAAAUUGCAAUAGUUCCCUCAUGGCUCAGACUGCCGUUGAUGACCCUCAUGGCCUAGAAGAUAAGGCGGUAGUUGAGACGGUUGAUAAUGAUAUUGCUCCUGAAAAGGAAUGGGGUGCCAUCACUCAGGGAGCUAAGGAGGCCACCGAUCUGGAGCACUCCCAAGGCAUUCUCGAAGCUGUUCGUUUACAGUGGAAAGGUGUUGCAUGGGCCUCAUUUUUCUCUCUAUCUAUCGCCAUGUAUGGGUACGAUAACGCACUGAUCAAUAAUUUCUAUGGCUAUCCAGCUUUCCAGAAAGCAUACGGGGUUCCUGUCAGCAAGGGCUACCAGAUCCCCGCCAAAUGGCAGACAGGCCUCUCGCAAGCAAGUAUCGUGGGCAUUAUCCUGGGUGCUUCGUUCAAUGGCUUCUUUUCUUCGAGGUUCGGCUAUAAAAGAGUUAUGCUGGUUGGUCUUGUUCUUAUGGCGGGCUUCGUUGCUAUUCCAUUUAGCGCCCACAAUCUCCAGACACUUCUCGUUGGUGAAAUUUUCUGUGGCAUGGUCUGGGGCACAUUUGCAUCUAUUGGGCCGGCUUACAGCUCAGAGUGCCUACCGAUUUCAUUGCGUGGAUUUCUUACCAGCGGCGUCAAUAUUAUGCAGAUCGUCGGUCAGCUCAUAGCCAUUGGUGUCCUUGACGGCCUUGUCAACUUGGAUUCACAGUGGUCCUAUCGAAUUCCAUUCGCCAUCCAGUGGAUUUGGCCUGUGCCGCUCUUUGUAGGAUGCCUAUUCGCUCCAGAGUCUCCAUGGUAUCUUGUUCGCAAAGGUCGUCUCCAAGAAGCAGAGCACAGUAUUCGUCGGCUCAGUUCCAAGAGUGAUACGAAAGUCAAAGAACAUUUGGCCAUGAUUAUUCAUACUGUGAAUUAUGAAGAGGAAAUACAAACCGGGUCUUCAUAUAUUGCUUGUUUUAGAGGUAGCAACCUUCGCCGAACGGAAAUCUGCUGUUUGUCAUUCGCUGGUCAAGUCUUUAACGGUAUUUUUAUGAUGAACCCGGGAACUUAUUUCUGGGAGCAAGCAGGAUUGUCUGCAAACAACAGCUAUAAAGUCUCAGUGGCAGCUACUGCCAUCGGACUGCUUGCAACCUUUAUUGGGUCAGUCCUCAUUGCUCAUUUAGGUCGUCGAAACCUUUACCUCUGGGGUAUGGUUUUCAUGACCGUUGUCAAUAUUCUUAUCGGCAUCUUGGCUACGAUUCAUGGCAACGAAGGAACGAAAUGGGGUCAAGUAGCCCUCACUAUUCUAUGGGUAUUCUGUUACGAUAUUUCCGUGGGUCCCGCGGCGUACGCAACAUCGAGUGAAGUGUCUGCUGUCAGCUUGCGAGUACAGAGCGUGGCUUUGGCCAAGGUUGCUCAUCAGCUUUUUGAUAUCAUCGGAGCUGUUUUGGAGCCUUACAUGAUCAACCCUACUGCUUGGGGGUGGGCCGGCAAGACAGCCUACUUCUGGGGAGGAACAUCACUGCUUGUUACUGUGUGGGCAUUCUUUAGAUAUCCCGAAACGUUCAAGCGAUCUUAUGAAGAGUUGGACAUUUUGUUUGAGAAAGGAAUACCUGCGCGCGAAUUUAGAAAGUACAAAGUGGACGCCUACGAUGUUGAUGGUCAGCCUGUUCAAGAGACGGUAGUUAACUGAUUCUAGCUCUUGGC
This is a messenger RNA of Trichoderma asperellum CBS 433.97, 1694 nucleotides long. RefSeq lists its product as uncharacterized. Gene Ontology annotation, cellular component: membrane. Gene Ontology annotation, biological process: carbohydrate transport; transmembrane transport. Gene Ontology annotation, molecular function: carbohydrate:proton symporter activity. The record is from RefSeq and is a predicted model, not a curated record. NCBI's taxonomy places the organism in Eukaryota, Fungi, Ascomycota, Sordariomycetes, Hypocreales, Hypocreaceae.